AUGACUAUGAACAAUCCCAUGGUGUCACUGUUGACUGACAACGAGCUCAAUCGAGCUAACUUUAUCAAAUGGAGAGAGAACAUUAAUAUUGCUCUCAUUGGUGAAAAUUCCCUGUUUGUGCUGACUGAAGAGGCUCUUGAGCAGCCAGAAAUCAUGAACCAGUUAACUGAACUGUUUGGGAUGGCGUCAAUUCAAGCUUGCUUUGAGGCAACCAAGAAUUUCAUCAAUGCACGGAUGAAACCUCAUCAGAGCGUGCGUGAUCACCUACUCAAGAUGACUAGUUACUUCCAAGAGGCUGAGAAUCAUGGAGCUGUUAUAGAUCAGACAACUCAAACAUUUGGAAAUUGGAUUGGAGGACCACAGAAAGGAGGAACUAAAGCUCCUAGUUCUAGCACUACUAAUGGUACAGCCAAGGUUGAGGCAAACAUUGCCUCUACUUCAAUGUAA
This is a messenger RNA of Cannabis sativa, 447 nucleotides long. RefSeq lists its product as uncharacterized. The transcript has 3 exons. Lineage: Eukaryota; Viridiplantae; Streptophyta; Magnoliopsida; Rosales; Cannabaceae. The coding region runs from base 1 to 447 and encodes 148 amino acids. The record is from RefSeq and is a predicted model, not a curated record.